CCUCCAAAAGCGUGGAGUGAGCGAGCCCUGCCCGAGCUUGCAUGCUAGCGCUGUUGGCCUCCUCUCCAACUAUUUUAAUCAUUUCAGAAAAAAAAGGGGUGGGGCAGCCAGGCAUUUGGCAAGAGGCUCCUUUCCUCCAGCCGAGGUGGAGUCAGCCAAUGGCUCGGGAGCCUGGAAAAUUUUGCAGGACAGUUUCCCCGGACAGCUUGGCAAAGGCUGUGCCAUUUCAAUUGAAGCACACAUCCACGCGCUGCGCUCUCAGCUUCUGGCUCGCCUCCCAGCUCUGAGAGAGAGAUCUCAGAUUCUGUCUCGCCUUCCCUCUUUCGCUUGACCCUCUGGUGACAAAACUUCCCCAGGCUCUGCUCAUCGGGACGCCGGAGCAAUCAUGGCAGAAACCGCCCUUCAGAUCGUCGAGCAGCCUGCGGCCCCCUCCGAGGCCUCCGAGGAGCCCGCCGGCGAGGAGCCCAUCAAGUCUGACCAGAUCAAUGGCGUGAUGGUGCUUACCCUCCUGGACAAGAUCAUUGGGGCCGUCGACCAGAUCCAGCUGACCCAGAGUCAGCUUGAGGAGAGGCAGCAGGAGAUGGACGGGGUGGUGGCCAGCAUCCAAGGGGAGCUGGCCAAGCUCGCCAAGGCCCACACCACCACCAGCAACACCGUCAACAAGAUGCUGGAGAAGGUCCGCAAGGUCAGCGUGAACGUGAAGACCGUCCGGCAGAACCUGGAGAAGCAAGGCGGGCAGAUCAAGAAGCUGGAAUCGAACGAGGCGGAGCUGCUGAAGCGCAGGAACUUCAAAGUCAUGAUCUACCAGGAUGAAGUGAAGCUGCCAACUAAGCUGAGCAUCAGUAAGUCUUUGAAAGAAGCAGAGAAGGAAGGAGAAGGAGAAGAGGUCCCUGCAGAUGAGGAGCAUGUCGAUGAGGAGCAUAUUGAGCUCUCCUCGGAUGAAGAAGUGGAGGUGGAGGAGAUCAUAGAGGAGUCACGGGCAGAACGCAUCAAAAGGAGUGGCAUGAGGAGGGUGGAUGACUUCAAGAAGGCCUUCUCCAAGGAGAAGAUGGAGAAGACCAAGAUGAAGACCAAAGAGAACCUGGAGAAGACCAAGCUGAAGACCAAAGAGAACCUGGAGAAAACCAAACAGAAUUUGGAGAAGACCCGACACAACUUGGAGAAGAGGAUGAACAAGCUGGGCACCAAGAUCGUCACCAACGAGCGCAGGGAGAAGAUGAAGACUUCCCGGGAUAAGCUGAAGAAGUCCUUCACCCCCGACCACACGGUCUACGCCCGCUCCAAGACGGCGGUCUACAAAGUGCCACCCUUCACCUUCCAUGUCAAGAAGAUACGGGAAGGGGAGGUGGAAGUGAAGGCCACUGAGAUGGUGGAGGUCGGUGGGGACGAGACAGAGAACACGGAUCUGAUGAGGGGUGAGAGUCCCGAAAUGAGCACGCUCCUGCAGAUCACGGAAGAGGCAGACACGCUGCCGGCAGACAAGAGCGACAGUGAGUAAGGCACGAGGCAGAAGAACGUCAAGAGCUGAACAUGUAACCUUCCACGUUUCCUCUUUUUUUGGCCCCGCACGGGCCUACACGCAAACACACACACACACACACAUACGAUAUAGCAAUCUUACAUCCUCCCUACCCAGAAAUGUAGCACCAAGGUGCGUUUUUGUAUAUUUCUGUUUCGGCGUACAACAUGGGACUUUCUGGCAACACAUCAAACACCAUUCCUUGCUGCUGAAAGCUUGCUCUACUGGACCGCUGCCAUCUUCACCCCAACCCACCAUCCUGCCUCCUCCCCCAAAGUGCUGCUGACAAAAUAACCCAUUUGUAUGCCCCAAGAAGCAUGCCUGCCUCUCCGCUACGAUGCUCGGUGUCAAGAGUGCUUCCUGGGGACCAGAAAGCAGAUUGGACAGAAAAAAGAAGGAGAAACAGGAAGUGUGGAACCAAAGAAUGGGUGGGUGGGCGGGCUCUUGAAGCUGUGUGGCACCACGCACCUUUGAUACGGUGGGGGACGGAGUGGAGAUUGGUUGGAAAGGAACUGAGGAAAUGAUUGGCUGAAGGAAAGGAAGUGAUGCCAUGAGAGCAGGGUUCCCAACCAUUAUGUCCUUGCAGGCGCCUCUGAAAUUUUGAGAAGGGGGUGGUGAGUGCCCAAAAUGGCUGCCACAGGAGGCGGAGCCAAACACAAUAUUCUCCUCCUUGUUAAUCACAGAAGAGAAAUAAAAAAAGAAAUGAAGGAAAGCUCAAGGAGAUGGAGGGGGAAAGAACAGAUGGAAUUAAAAAGAAGGGAAACAUGGAAGGGAAAUGGAGCCGCAUACUGACUAAGGGAAGGGCAAGCACUUAGUCCUCCUGACCUAUUUUGGCUGCGGCUGCUAUGGCAGCGGAGAACCCUUUCUUUUGAAUGAGCGCAGCCAGCCAAUAGCAAGCCCAGCCUUAUGAUGCUCUGCCCACUUUCUGAAAAGCUCAGUGGGCAUCAGGGGAAGUAAUGGCGGGCAAUGCUCCCUCUAAGCAAAAAUUCCGCUUUGUGAGCUGCUGGCAUUAAAGUUGUGAGCUACUGCAUAAACUAGUUUGCUCUGGGGCCAUUUUUCCGGAGCUUAUGACAAAAAUGUGUGAGCCGGAGGCUACAAAACUGUGAGCUAGCUCACACUAACUCAGCUUAGAGGGAACACUGCUGGCGGGCACUGAGGUGCCCACCGGAGCCACGCUGGGAAGCCCUGCAUCAGAAGGUGCAAGAGCAGGGUCUGUGCUCCAGCCCUCCCAAAUCCUUUCCCCACACACUCAAAAUUCGAGGGGGCCCUGGAUCUGUACCCACAAAAAGGACCAGCAGCUGCCACUGUGGAGCCUGAGAGGCAGGAAGGGAGAUCUUUCUGCAGAGAACACUGAAUGCCGUUUUCUUUUGCUUUUAGCUCUGUCUGUCACCUGGUCAAGAUGGCAGAACGGGAGGGCAGAUGAGUUUAGCAGAGAUAGGGAGUAAUUGCAGGGAGACCGAGGGCAGGAGAGGAAAGCUCUUGUCCAGUCAGUCAGCAAUCUUGAUACCGCCCCCCCCCCCCCCACGUCCUGGGCUGGAUCCUUAGUGUUGCUGAUGGUUUUGCUGCAGCACUGAGGAUGUAGGCUGACCGACCGGUGUGUUUUCUGCUGUGGCUGCCUUGCAUCACCCAGUUUUCAACUAGAGCAAUCGCUAUUUGGGUGCUCUCCAGGGAGGUAACGCUUAGCUUAGGUUUGAUUCCCCCUUGGGUCAUUCCCAGUUCUCUCUCAGAGCUGUUCUCUCAAGAGCAGUUCUGUCAGAGCUCUCUCAGCCCCACCUACUACCUCACAGGGUGUCUGAUGUGGGGAGAGGAAGGGAAAGGAGAUUGUAAGAUACUCUGAGACUCCGAGUGAAGGGGGGGUCCGGUAUAAAUCCAAUCUCCUCCACCUCUUCUUCCUAACAUCUGCUGAACCUCCCAACUGGGGAGAAAACAGGGAGCUGUGCAGUGGAGGGGGGGGGAGGGGCACAGAGACACUCGGCCACUUUCCUCAUUCACAGCCACCCACCUACCCUUUUCUUCUGCAGAUCCCCCUUUGCUUUGCAUUGGACCGAGAGGCUUUCUUUGCUCAUGUUUGGUGCAUGCCGCUGCCCUCUCCCGCGUGAUGUGCCAGAGCACCCUUCCUUCUUCCUACCGUCUGCUGGAAUCCCCCUCCCCAAGCUUCUUCUCCGGGGUAGUCCAGGAGGAAAGGUCUGCAAUGGGCUUGGCCGCGGCAGUGUGUUCUGCCUGCCGCAAGGUCUCGGGCGGUUGGUUCUGUGCCCAGCGACCUGACUGCAACCUGCCCCCAAGCUACCUGGUGAAUGGCUUGGCCAAAUCCAUCCAGUUCCCAGCAGAAGACAUGGCCGCGGGGGGCGGGGGGACGUGUCAGGGCUGUAGCCAGGAUUUCGUGUGUGGUGGGGCCCACAGCAGGAUUUGUUGUUGGGGGUGGGUGGGUCACGGGGCCUCCCGGUUUGGUGGCCCAGAGCUCUCAGCACUGUAGGCUGAGACCUGCAGCAACGCUAAUACUUGUUCAGAGUGGCAGUGAGCAAAGGGGACAGGUUGGCCGCCCUCCAACAGAGGGGCCGUAUAGUUGGAAAAGGAGGGGGGUUGAAAGGAUAGGCCUUGCCCCCUUGGGCCCCACUGUAGCUAUGAGCCUGGGGGAGGAUACUUCUUAUUUGGGCCUCCAGAUGGGCUUUUGGGGGGGGGGGUCCCCUGGAAUUACAGCUCAUCUCCAUAUUACAGUUCGCCUAGAGGAAAUGGAUGUUUGGAAGGGUGAAUUCUGUUGCAUUGUCCCCCGCCGCCUCCACCACAAAUCUCUCAAGCGUUUCCCAACCCCACCCUCCCAUCCCCCAUCAGUGGCCGAGGGCGAACCCUAGAUCAUGCACAUCAAUGUCCAGGGGGCUGUUGCCGGCCCCUACUGCCCUCCCCUUUCCUGUGAACCUUCCCAUUAUAUCGCAGGUCGCUAUGGAUCUUGUGCCCAGAAGAAGAGGAGAGAGCCCGGAGUUUUUAAAAAGACACUUAGCGUUUGAGGCUGCCGCACCUGGGGCAGAGACCACACCCCCACCGCGGGGGCAGCAGGGUGGGGGGGGGCGCGUGCCAAGCAGCUGCUUUGUUCCUUUUCUAAGACUGCAUCCUGGUGAGCAGCGUGACUAAUAAACUUCCUUUUCUAAAAGAA
Heteronotia binoei (common prickly gecko) is the source of this 4667-nucleotide messenger RNA. RefSeq names its product caveolae associated protein 1 (gene CAVIN1). The transcript is spliced from 2 exons. Gene Ontology annotation, molecular function: rRNA primary transcript binding. Lineage: Eukaryota; Metazoa; Chordata; Lepidosauria; Squamata; Gekkonidae. The record is from RefSeq and is a predicted model, not a curated record. Gene Ontology annotation, biological process: transcription initiation at RNA polymerase I promoter; termination of RNA polymerase I transcription. Gene Ontology annotation, cellular component: cytoplasm; caveola. The coding region runs from base 386 to 1498 and encodes 370 amino acids.